Messenger RNA from Trichechus manatus latirostris (Florida manatee), 1201 nucleotides. It is a transcript of the gene RPL13A, whose product is annotated as ribosomal protein L13a. The coding region runs from base 71 to 682 and encodes 203 amino acids. Gene Ontology annotation, cellular component: cytosolic large ribosomal subunit; ribosome. NCBI's taxonomy places the organism in Eukaryota, Metazoa, Chordata, Mammalia, Sirenia, Trichechidae. Gene Ontology annotation, biological process: negative regulation of translation; translation. Gene Ontology annotation, molecular function: mRNA binding; structural constituent of ribosome. The record is from RefSeq and is a predicted model, not a curated record. The transcript is spliced from 8 exons.
CGCCGCCCCUGUUUCAGGGGAUAAGAAACCCGCCGCAGAAACUUCCUUCUUUCCCAGGCAACUGCCGAAGAUGGCGGAGGGGCAGGUCCUGGUACUUGAUGGCCGAGGCCAUCUCCUGGGUCGCCUGGCGGCCAUUGUGGCCAAGCAGGUGCUGUUGGGCCGGAAGGUGGUGGUCGUGCGCUGUGAGGGCAUCAACAUUUCUGGCAAUUUCUACAGGAACAAGUUGAAGUACCUGGCCUUCCUCCGCAAGCGCAUGAACACCAACCCAUCCCGCGGCCCCUACCACUUCCGGGCCCCCAGCCGCAUCUUUUGGCGGACUGUGCGAGGCAUGCUGCCCCACAAGACCAAGCGUGGCCAGGCUGCCCUUGACCGCCUCAAGGUGUUUGACGGGAUCCCACCCCCCUAUGACAAGAAAAAGCGAAUGGUGGUUCCUGCUGCCCUCAAGGUUGUGCGACUCAAGCCCACACGUAAGUUUGCCUACCUGGGACGCCUCGCUCAUGAGGUAGGCUGGAAGUACCAGGCGGUGACAGCCACUCUGGAGGAGAAGAGGAAGGAGAAGGCUAAGCUCCAUUACAGAAAGAAAAAGCAGCUUAUGAGGCUGCGGAAACAGGCCGAGAAGAACGUGGAGAAGAAGAUCAACAGAUUCACAGAGGUCCUCAAGACCCAUGGACUCCUGGUCUGAGCCCAAUAAAGACUGUUAUUCCUCACUGGCCUGGCCUGCCCUUCCUCCAUCAUCAUCCUGGGACAUGGGGGCCUCUUCACCACAGUUAAUGUCCAGGUGCCACAGGAAGCCUGGGGAUGUGCCGAAAGGGCGUAGGUCAGACCCAUGGCCACUGCUUCCAUUUCAGGAAGGCCUUUUUCUAAAGAGUUCACAGCUAGUGACAUGUUAGAACUUUUUGUAAAUGGGUAGGAGCAGCAGCCAGUCACUUUGAUUGCAGUUAUUUGCAAAAGUAAAAACCAGUUGCAAGGAACUCUAAAUAGUAAAUGGGGCACUUGCGUGGAAAACAUUCUGCGUGGUUUUAUACCAUACUCUGCAGCUGUUAGAAUGUUCCAGAAAGCUUGUAUGCACCGUAUGAUCCUGGGGUGUGGGUAUUUAUAAAUGCAUGAAUCAGGAAGAGCUGGCACCAAGGGGCCACAGGCACUGCCCUUAAUUACUUCCCUCUAUUUUGUAAUUAAAAACUAAUAAAUUAUUUGUAAACAA